AGCCUUGAGAUGAACUUCAAUCUCAUACUGAAUAUUGGAAUAUUGAAUGGUAUCCUGGCUAUCGCAACAUUGAGAAAGGCCUCUCUACUCUCGGGAAUUAACGUGGAAAGCGACAUUAUAGGUCAUCACGCUCGAUUCAGCGUUCUUAGGAGAUUCAAAUCGAUACGUUCUAUCUUGCCUCUUUUUCGGAUACAGCUAGUCUAAGCCACUCGUCAAAGCUUCAUUAUAGCUUGGGCCACUCCGUGUCACGCUCUUUCGCAAACCCCACAUUGUCCUGGCCAAAGUCACGCGUGUGGCAGUCACGUAUAUAUCUGUAGGACCCUCCGCCAAGAUGGGACUCUUCAACCCUUUGUUGUUCCACAACUAUCUACGCGGCGACUGCCACCACUCCAACACUUGUCACAGCCACUUCUACUCUCUUGCACUUGAUACAGACUUCGACACCGACUUCGAUAUCAUUAUGGACGACGCGACUGUCCCCCAAGACGUCGAAAUGCACGACGAGGCACGCGAUACAGUCGCACCACUUGAUGAAACCAAAAACAAGAUCAAGAACCAAAGGCGGUUGCCUGGCCGUGAAGUUGCCUCCGUCCAGGUACCACAGACCACUGCCGCGACAGCUGUACCAGGUUUCCGAAAUGCGAUAUCUCUACCAUUGCAAAGUCAGAUGACUCCACUCAAACCCUCACUCAGUGCCAUCGAAAUGGACGACGGUGUCUGUGACCCGGAGUUGAAGGCAUUCAUCCAGACAGAAUUCAAGAAGAAUGUCAUCCGUGACUAUCCCAUCAUCGACUUCAUUGAUCGCGCGUGGCACACUACUCCAUCUCAGAUACCUCCCGGCGAUUACGCACUCGCGCAGGAGCAAUGUAAGGACUAUCUCGGAGCCGCAAGGUAUUCGAAGAUGUCCAAGUUGAGGAAGCUAGGGGAAGACGGUCCGCCGCUCAUCGGGCUCGCUGAAAGGGCAGAGACUCGCGCAUGUGUAGCAUUUCAGGCGCUCUUUGAGAAGUUGGCUGCACUGGUUUUGGAUCGAUGGAAGGAAGAGGACGCUGAGGCUGCUGCUGAAAUGGAGAGGACGCGAUUCCAGGGGACACUUCGCUUUUUGAACGAGAAGAUCGUCAAGGGAAACUAUGCGAACAUCAAGCCCGAUUUUGGGUAUGUAACGGAGAACGGCGAGAAUGUGGAUGCGAUUUCCUGGGAUGCCUUCGGAUUAUUCGGAGAGUUGAAGAAAGCGGAUGGGAUAUCAGGCCUCACAGGCCCACCCAAAGUAGAUAAAUCCCUUUUGGAUCCGGAGAGAGAGGAAUUAUACAAACCUCCUCCUAUUCGCAAGAGCCGCAAGCGCUCGAAGCCAGACUCCCCAGUUGAAGAAGGGCCGUCGUCAAAGCAGCGUCGAGAUAGCCAGUCAGACUCUGUGCUAACCAGGAAACCUAAACCGGAUGAAGGUGUCCCUAAGACGCCCUCGGCGGCGAAAUUUACUCCGCAGGAGACUGCGUUGCUGCAGCUCAAUGAGGAGGAAGAGGAAAACUAUUCGGAAUUCACCAAUAACGAGGUACAAGCAGCAAAGUACUUGAACGAGCUGCUCUCACACGGAGCUCGCAAUUACGCUACCGGAUUCCUAGUUGAAAACAAGAAGAUCAGUCUCUGGUACGGCGAUCGCUUCGGGAUUAUCAAGUCCCGACUAUUCAACUUUAUUGAAGAGCCUCAUUACUUCCUUCUCAUGGUCACUGCGAUAUUUCGCGCUUCUGAUGCAGACCUUGGAUUUUGUCCCCUGAUCCGCAACAUCCCUACCAACCACCUGUCGUACGAUGGCGCCACUCUCAAGGUUCCAGCUGCUGUUGACAUCAGCAACAAGGCUAUUCCUGGCGACGUGGAAUUCGAGGUCAGUCUUACGGAGCCGGAGUCUAUUUUCACAGCGUAUGGUACGGUUGGACGUGGAACGACGGUUGUUCCGAUCACCGCAGUUGGGCCAAAGAACUGUAGGCGGUUUGGCAAAGAACGACUUGUUGCGAAGAUGUCCUGGCAGCCGGUGAAGCGAUACGAGGAGGGCCACAUCCGGACGAUUCGCCAGACGCUGAAGAAGAGUAAAAACAAAAAUGCGCGUGCUGCUCUGGCAUACAUCGUGGACCUCAAGUGCUCGUCAACUCUGGCCAUCAAUGAUCCCAACGUCAAUCUCCCGCGAGCCUUCAUGACACAAUUGCCGGGUAUGCCUGAAGAUGAGAAGCGAGAUUUUCGCAUCCUCAUUAUGAAAGAGUACCUUCCACUUCAGUUCAUCGACACCGCGGAUGAAUUGAAGAAGGUGUUCCGAGAUGCCUUAACAGGUCACCACUGGGCUUGGACCGUCGCUUGUGUUCUACAUAGAGAUAUCAGCAUCUCAAAUGUCAUGUUUCACCGAAAACGGAACCGCGUAAUUGGCGUCCUGUGUGAUUGGGACCUUGCUGAGACCAAGGAAUAUCUUGGCGAGGAGCCUGAACUUGCAGUUGACAGAGCAAAUUAUGAGUCUUACACAAGAAUGAUGCAGGCCGCACUAGGGAAUAGAAAUGCCGCUAAUAUCUCCACCAAAGCACCGGGCCCUCUGUCUCGACGGUUGAACACUGAACCAACAGUCAAUGAAGAUGAAGCCGAAGCCCCUAAAGAUGACGACGAUAAUGCCCAUAAAGACGAAGGCGAAGAAGCUAAUGAGGAUGAAGGCGACGCCGAUGAAGAUGAAGAUGAUGACAGUGCCCGGCGCCGCAAAGCCAAGUAUCGAACUGGUACAGGACCAUUCAUGGCGAUGGACUUACUUGCCCCCGGUCCUGCCCCAACCCAUCUCUAUCGUCAUGACCUGGAAUCUUUCUUUUGGGUUCUUGUCUGGUUUGUCGCCACCCACAAUCCAAUUGCUCAUACUCUGGGUCGUAUCGACGAAUGGCAAGGUUCCGACCUGCAAGCUGUACAUAGCGCCAAACAUUUCUUUCUGAAGAACAUGUCCGUUGGCGAGAAACUGUUGAGGAAACGCGCUUUGCAAUACGACAGGAUGUGGAAGGAUACCAUCGAGCCGCUGAAGAGGAAGUUUCGUAAUGUGGAGAACGAGGGCUCCUACUUGGAGGGUCUCAAAACAGACUAUACCUUUGCUCACAUCGAAGGCGACACAGAUGGCAUGAGAGAACUUGGUGAACAGGUUGUCCGCAAAUCCAGGGAAAGAAAUGCUCUGGUCUCAUACGAGCAGUUCAUAUUAUACCUAUGAUUGACUUAUUUUAGAGGACUUGGUGUCUACAUUAUUCUAUUUAUGUACUGUACAUUGGGUGUGCUUCUCGACACGUUGAUUUACCAAGUCGG
This is a messenger RNA of Somion occarium, 3309 nucleotides long. The record is from the annotation of a GenBank genome assembly. NCBI's taxonomy places the organism in Eukaryota, Fungi, Basidiomycota, Agaricomycetes, Polyporales, Cerrenaceae.